Messenger RNA from Folsomia candida, 5330 nucleotides. It is a transcript of the gene Hcf, whose product is annotated as host cell factor. Gene Ontology annotation, biological process: chromatin remodeling; regulation of DNA-templated transcription. The record is from RefSeq and is a predicted model, not a curated record. The transcript is spliced from 12 exons. NCBI's taxonomy places the organism in Eukaryota, Metazoa, Arthropoda, Collembola, Entomobryomorpha, Isotomidae. The coding region runs from base 261 to 4967 and encodes 1568 amino acids. Gene Ontology annotation, cellular component: histone methyltransferase complex. Gene Ontology annotation, molecular function: transcription coactivator activity; protein binding.
CAGCCUCUGCCUGACCCAAACAAAGUGCACAAAGUUCGUGAGGAGAGACAAAGUCGAGUUAUUUUGUAAAUUUUGAAAUUUAUAGCAAUAAAUUGCAUUAUCCUGCCAUUUCGACCCUGCCCAGACGCACCUCUGUCCGGGACGACGAAUGGUGGUCGACGACUCCCUCCCUCCUCCUCCUCCCACCACCACCUUAUUUUUUAGGGCCUCUAACCUAACCAGUUAGAGUACGUGCCAGGAGUUUGUCUUUUACAUCCAAGAUGAGUUCGACCGACUUUAUGGGAGGCUCAGAUGGUGUAUCAUCAACCACAAACUCCAAUAAUACCACCUCUGAUCUACCUUCCACCAGUAAAUUCAACAAUUCCGACACCAACAUGGACUCGACACUGCCUACGCUCAAGUGGAAAAAAGUAAUCGACACGUCCGGAGUUCAACCGCGGCCAAGGCACGGCCACCGCGCAGUCGCCAUUAAAGAUUUGAUGGUCGUCUUUGGCGGAGGAAAUGAAGGCAUCGUGGACGAGCUUCAUGUCUACAACACCAUGACGAAUCAAUGGUACUCGCCAACGGUGAAAGGUGACAUUCCACAAGGAUGUGCCGCAUAUGGAUUUGUCGUAGACGGAACACGACUCCUCAUUUUUGGCGGAAUGGUGGAGUAUGGACGAUACUCCAAUGAUCUGUAUGAGCUAUCUGCAUCUCGCUGGGAGUGGAAAAAGCUCAAGCCUAAAAUGGCACGACAAGGAGAGCUCCCUUGUGCACGUCUCGGCCACAGCUUUACGCUACUCAACGACAAAGUGUACUUAUUUGGAGGGUUGGCGAAUGAAAGUGAUGAUCCCAAGAAUAACAUCCCACGCUACUUGAAUGAUCUCUACAUCCUCCAGCUGAUUACGAAUGGGCCGGGAUCAUGGGAGAUUCCGAUGACUUUUGGACAAGCGCCGAGUCCGAGAGAGUCACAUACUUGUGUCGCCUACUCCAACAAGUAUGGAACGGAAAGUAAGCUGAUCAUCUUUGGGGGGAUGAGUGGCUGUCGCUUGGGAGAUUUGUGGACCCUCAUGGUCGAGACAAUGACCUGGGUGAAACCUAGUUUCUUUGGAAAGACGCCCCUUCCUAGGUCACUUCACAGUGCGACCCUGGUUGGAAAUAAAAUGUACGUCUUUGGAGGAUGGGUGCCACUGCUGGUGGAUGACGUGAAAUCCAAUGCACACGAAAAGGAAUGGAAAUGUACUAAUUCAUUGGCAGUGCUGAAUAUUGAAAACAUGACAUGGGAGAGUAUCCAGCAUGAUAUGUUAGACGAAACGAUUCCAAGGGCGAGGGCAGGCCACUGCGCUGUUGCUAUUCACACCCGACUCUAUAUUUGGUCUGGACGAGAUGGAUACCGGAAGGCAUGGAAUAAUCAAGUCUGCUGUAAGGACUUGUGGUACUUGGAAGUUGAAAAACCCGUCCCACCCGCAAAAGUUCAGCUCUCCAGGGCAGCCACAAACAUGUUGGAGGUCAGUUGGCCCGUUUUGCCUGGAGCGGAAGGCUAUCUCCUCCAGAUUUGCAAGUAUGAUACGUCGAAAGAUGUCCAAAACCCAACAGGGACGAUGAUGGGGGUUGGAUCCGCUCCUGCAACCUUACAACCAGUACCGGCUGGUGCACCUCAACCGAUGUAUGCACCGUCAUCCGUCGUUGGUUUCACAGGAAAACAACCCAUGAUGUUUACUCCAGACACGCAUUUCACCGUUCCAAUUAUCUCCUCCUCCAGAGUUGCAGGUCAGAUGAGCAUGUCAAACUCAAAUUCUAACGCGACUCCGACUCCGACAAGUGUUCUCGGCUUCCCGGUCGUAACUUCUAUCUCGGCUAGUAAUACAAACUCCCCCGCGAAUCUUCCAGCCGCAUCCAGUCUAAUCUCUCUCCCGGCUAGUAUGGCAGGUACGGCAAGCAACCUUUUCGCGGCACGAGGUGUUGGCCGGGUUGUUGCUGCCAAGAAUGCAACCCCACGAGGAGGGAUCGUUCGUCUUAGGGCGACUACCCCUGGUUCUAACGUUAACAUAAACACUGCAAGGGCACCCUCCAUCAUUAAACAAGGGUCCCAAGUUACCACUCAGCAAAACACAGCCUCCUCUCUGAACGCGCUGGCCACUGCAGCAGCCGCUGCAACAGCCGUCCCCCAAAAGAUACAAACUCCCACCCCGACGGUAAAAGUAGUUCAAGCAUCAAAUACGGGACAAAUGGUCACCACAACUCCAAUUAAAGUGCAAGGUGUCGGUGGAACUACACAAACAAUCCGGAUCGUCAACCCAGGUCAAGUAGGACAGGGCGGGAACGUUAAACAAAUAAUAGUCCAGAAACCUGGAGGCGCUCAAGGAACCGCCACCACCGUCAGCGGUCAGCAGUUGUACACUGUAUUGAAAACAAAUCAAGGGAUGAUGUCGAACGUAGUCCAAGGCGUCAACUCUUCUACAAAGGUAGGACCUAACAUUAUUCGCCUCGUCACUCCAGGAGGAGGACUGUCGGGAAUGGGGAUGAAGGCAUCAAUUAUUGGAAACGCACAACAAUCAGUGAUUAACGUUCCGGGCCAACAGGGAGGCAAUCUUGUGCUCAACAAGCCACAUGUGACUUAUGAUGCUAAUAAUAAACCAACCUUUGUCUUCAGACCGGGAACGAUGGCGACGAGACCGGCGGGCGGCGGCACUCAGUACGUCGUCGUCACCCAGGCCUCCGCCCUUCGAAAUUAUCAAGGUAUCACAACCACUAUGGCAGGUGGUGGUACAACUGCGUCUACCCUUCAGUCCGGUGCUGGAGGGAACCAAGGUGUCAAGAUGAUUAUGGUUUCAACUCCGGGAUCGUCGGCUACGGCUGGUAAACAAACGCAGUACAUGACUUCCACGGGUCAAUUGUUAACUCUUCCGCAGGGGAUUGUAGGCUCCAAUCAGCAAAUUUCGAUUGGUGGUAAACCGGUGUCAAUCCAGAUGGCUGCGUCAGGCCAAAGAUUUGCCUUGAUGCCAACCGGUACCGGUGGCAAGGUUUUACAAACCCUCCAAACGGUUGGCACCGCUGGCGAAAAGAAGAUUGUCGUCCUCCAGCAGGGCUCGCAACCCGGUCAAUUCACGAUUGCCUCCUCCUCUGAUAUGAACCAAAGAGUAGUCCAAUCGACUGCCAGUACACAAGAUGGACAAAUCGACUCAACGUCGGGUCAAGAAGUGAACGUACAAGAGGCGGAUGCGUUAGGAGUCAGCCUUGGAAACUUUGGAGAAACUUUAACUGCAGAAGAAGCGGCCGAACUGAUGGGGACGGCCGUAGACAUUGGUUCUGGCGACGAGGAGAUGACUGAUGGUACAAAUGUAGGAGAAACAAUGGGACUCAAAGGGGGAUCUACAUGUACUGAUAUUGUCCUGUACGAUGACAAGGUGAAAUUUUCGUGGUAUACUCCAUGGCUCAAACUGAAAGGAGGUGGCAAUGUUGACGAAGCCCUCGAAGAAAAAUUGCCAACCAACAACGAGACGGCUGAAGAUCAGCAAGUUGAAGAGCCUCAGAGCAUUGAUAACUUUUCACUUAGUCAGGCUGAAACUCAAGUUAUUGAAGGUGGUCCCGACAGUGACCAAGCAUUGGGAGGCGGCCAAGAAACACAGGAGAUGUACAGUAUUACUACCGCCACCAGUAUGGAAGAUCAAUCUUCGAUGCAGAUCUCAGGAGGGAUUGAGAAUCAACAAAGUACGGAAACUACGCAGAGGGUAUUAGCCGAUCAGACGGGCUUUGUGGGCGAAUCAAUCGACGGAGGACAACAACAACCCGAAUUUAGUCCUAAUCGUGGCGUCAGUGAAGCUGAAAUGAUCCAGUUAUUCGAAGCUGCCUCAAGCGGAACUCUCACAACUUCACCACGAUCAGCAAGCAAUCCUGGUCACUUGGAAUUAAAUCCCACCACAUUGCACGCCUUGGCCCAAAUGGCUAAACAAGCCACUCCAGAACCUACCUCGGCUGUUGCUGAAAACAACCAUCUACCCCCCGGGACGUCGUCGUACGAUGAGUUGCAGCAAUCAACCCACCGACUUCCAAGUCACGACACUCUACAAAUGCUGGAAGAUUCGGAUCCGCUCAGUAUCCUCGCGUCUUCAGCCGUCAGUGCGCUAUCAGUUCAAAAUGAUGCAACCAAUUCUCUCGUCAUGGCUGCAGCAGCAGCUAGGGCAGAAGCUAACCAUCUAACCGCCGAGACAGCCGGAGCCUCUGCACUUGCUACAAGUGCAGACACUUUGUCAUCUUUGUCAGCCCUGACAAGUGAAGAAGAUCGGAAGGACGGAUGGGCUGAUGUGGCUUAUACGAAGUUCAACCUUUGUCAAGUUAAACAAUACUACCUCGUAAAUGAAAAGCUUUCCACCAUGCCCCCGGAUACGGAUGUCUCUCGAGAUUUAGAGUUUAUUAAGAAGCGUAUCGAACUUCAACCCGGGACGGCGUACAAGUUUCGAGUUGCUGCGAUUAACGCGUGUGGUCGAGGUCCUUGGAGUGAGACUGCAGCCUUCAAAACCUGCCUUCCUGGAUUUCCUGGAGCGCCAUCAGCCAUUAAGAUUUCUAAGGCGUUGGAAGGAGCACUAAUUUCUUGGGAGCCUCCAAGUAACAAUACGUUUGGGGACAUUCUUGAGUAUUCAGUGUAUCUUGCUGUAAAACAAACUCCAAGCAAUCUCAACCAUUUGGAUAUGAAUGUCAAGGCUGGAGCUACCAGUCUCUCAUUUGUUCGAGUCUACUGCGGUCCAUCGAAUCAGUGUACUGUUCCCAACGCAUCUCUUGCUACAGCUCAAAUUGACACUACAACGAAACCAGCCAUUAUAUUCCGUAUCGCGGCCAAGAAUGAAAAAGGAUACGGACCAGCCACCCAAGUUCGAUGGUUGCAAGAAUCUGCCUAUAGUUUUGUGAAGCAGCAGGCUGCUUCGAAGCGUGGAGCCGAGCCUUCAAGUGGUCGAGGAUACAAAAAGUCCAAGUACGACGACACUGCCUGAACAAAACCUUUUACACUACAUACUUUACCAUACUGACUAAUUGCAAGUGACUAAUUAUAUUUUUACAUUCAAUUUGUUGACUCUUAUUAAGCCUUUAUGGAGUAGGUGUUUAGCUAUAAGUUUCUGUGUUCCAGUCUUUUCUCUGUUACUAUUUUGUUUCGCUCUCUUUCGCGUCACCUGUAGGUGUAAAAUUUACUACUACAUACAAUGUUGAACUUUACAUUAUAAUCUCAAAGUAUAAAGCUAUUUUGUAAAUUACUCGUCGUAACUAAUGCAACAAUUAGUUAUUUGUCAAUAUUAUUUACUAGGCAAGUAUCACUCUUGAAACUGUUGAGUGCAAUAAAAUAGCAGUGUCAAAAAUAA